Messenger RNA from Acanthocheilonema viteae, 417 nucleotides. NCBI's taxonomy places the organism in Eukaryota, Metazoa, Nematoda, Chromadorea, Rhabditida, Onchocercidae. The record is from the annotation of a GenBank genome assembly.
AUGGUUCAACUUUAUGCACACAAAUUUUUUACCGGUUUGAUGCGUAAUGCAACAGCAUUACGUUCUGUAACGUUGUAUCUGCAGCGGCCCUAUGCAAAAGUUGCUUCACCAGAAGAUUAUGGCCAUUACACGGAUCCGUUGGAAGCACACGAAGAGUCAAUGAAAAGAAGACAACUUGUCGCAACACUUGCUGGUGAUGAUCGUUACGAGACAAAAGUUUAUUAUAAAUUGGAAAAUUCAUCGCGUGAAAAUCCGAAUCUCGUCCCUUCGGAUUACGAUUAUCGACUUCUAGCUUGUUUUUGUGAGCCAGACACAACUUUUCCAGUGCUCUUUGUUUUACAUGAAGGUGAACCGCAGCGUUGCCGUUGUGGCCACUGGUUUAAGCUUAUUGAUCAGGAAGGCGCGGAUCAUGUCUGA